CCUGUCCCCGGUGCUGGGGACGGUGGGGAUGGCCCCUUGUCCUCAUCCACGUCCCCACAUCUGGGCCGUGGCCAGGCCGCCUGCACAUCUGGCAGUGAUUUGGGUUAAUUUUAGCCUGGACCCCACCCGGGGGCCCCUGCGGGUGCCAGGCCUGAGCACGAGCCAGGUCCUGAGCCAGGCAGGAUGCAGCCCGCAAGGCUCCCUACACCCUGCAAUUAUGGGCAUGGCACUGAGCCUCCCGGCUCUGGAUUUAGCACCAGCUAUUUGGGGAUGACCUACUGCGUGUGCCGGGCGGGAACAGCCAGGAGACGCCAUCCCUGCCAUGCCGCGUGGGGCAGGGCCGUGGGGAAAGCGGGGCCGCCGCGGCAGCGGGAUGCGGCCGGGGGCCCGCUGAGCGCCUGUCCCCCCGCCAGCCCCGUGCCGCCCCACGCCAUGGCGGGGCUGCUGAAGACCCUGGUGAGCGUCUCGGAGAAGGCGGCCCACAUCGCCCGGCUGUGCCGCCAGGAGGACGCCCUCUUCCACCUGCUCGUGGCCGAGAAGACCGGCACCGACAAGAACCAGAGGUUCGUGCAGGACUUCAAGACCCUGGCGGACGUGCUCAUCCAGGAGGUCAUCAAGCACGACGUGGGGAAGGAGUUCCCGGAGCUGCGGGACCACAUCCGCGGGGAGGAGUCCAACGAGUUCGGGAACGGGCUGGGGGAGACGGUGGUGGUGCGGGUCUGCGCCACGCAGGACGACACGGCCGCCCUGCUCUGCCGGGUGCUGGACCGCAACCGGGCGGCCGCUGAGCUCCUGGCGGCCGCCGUGCACCAGGACGUGGAGCUCAGGGACGCUGAGCUGGACGCUGUGGUGCUGAGCAUCCCCCCCGAGGACCUGGCCAUCUGGAUAGACCCCAUAGACUCCACCAACGAGUACAUCCGCGGGCAGGAGGACGUGGCCCCCGUGGACGGCAUCCACCCCUCGGGGCUGCGCUCGGCGCUGGUGCUCAUCGGAGCCUACGACCGGCACACGGGCUGCCCCGUGCUGGGCGUCAUCAACGAGCCCUUCUUCCGCAGGGACCCGCUCAGCCGCAGGUGGCACGGGAGGUACCACUGGGGGGUCUCGUACCGGGGCGCCCGGCUGUGCUCGCUGCGCCCGCCGCCGCUGCGCCCGCAGCCCUGCGUGGUGCUGAGCCGGGCCGAGACGGCGGCGGUGCGGGCGGCCCUGGCGCCGCUGUGCGGCCCCCGCCUCCGCUUCGCCGCCGGCGCCGGCUACAAGAUGCUCUGCGUCAUCCUGGGGCUGGCGGACGCCUACGUGCUCUCGGAGGGCAGCACCUUCGCCUGGGACGCCUGCGCCCCCCACGCCAUCCUGCGGGCGCUGGGCGGCGGCACCGUGGCGCUGGCGGGGGCCCUGCGGGGCCGGCGGGCGGGCGGCGCCGCGCAGCCCCCCCAGCUGCUCUACAACCGCCCGGCCGAGGGGGCGGCGGGUGCCCGGCGCUGGGCCAACCGCGGCGGCCUCGUGGCUUACGCGCACCCCCAGCACCUGGAGGCCGUGGUGGCCGCGCUGGCCGCCGUGCCGGGGCUCUGACCCCCCCCCCCCCACGGACCCUGCCCCGACCCGGGGCAGUGGGGAGCGGGGGGGGGGGGGGGCCUGCACUGCCCCCCCCAGGUGCUCCUGCUUGGGGGUGGGACCGGGGCUGCGGCAGCAUUAAACUGUCCGUGUCA
Molecule: messenger RNA, 1703 nt
Organism: Rhea pennata
Lineage: Eukaryota; Metazoa; Chordata; Aves; Rheiformes; Rheidae
Gene: INPP1
Product: inositol polyphosphate-1-phosphatase
Exons: 5
Coding region: 184-1566 (460 amino acids)
Biological process (GO): phosphatidylinositol phosphate biosynthetic process
Molecular function (GO): inositol-1,4-bisphosphate 1-phosphatase activity
Source: RefSeq, a predicted model, not a curated record